Lonchura striata (white-rumped munia) is the source of this 655-nucleotide messenger RNA. The record is from RefSeq and is a predicted model, not a curated record. Lineage: Eukaryota; Metazoa; Chordata; Aves; Passeriformes; Estrildidae.
AGCUGGAGGCCAUCAAGGCCCGGGUGAGGGAGAUGGAGGAGGAGGCCGAGAAGCUGAAGGAGCUGCAGAACGAGGUGGAGAAACAGAUGAACAUGAGCCCCCCCCCGGGCAACGCCGGCCCGGUGAUCAUGUCCCUGGAGGAGAAGAUGGAGGCCGACGCUCGCUCCAUCUACGUGGGCAACGUGGAUUACGGCGCCACGGCCGAGGAGCUGGAGGCGCAUUUCCACGGCUGCGGCUCCGUCAACCGCGUCACCAUCUUGUGCGACAAGUACAGCGGGCACCCCAAGGGCUUUGCGUACAUCGAAUUCUCGGACAAGGAGUCGGUGCGGACCUCGAUGGCUCUGGACGAGUCGCUCUUCCGGGGGAGGCAGAUCAAGGUGAUCCCCAAGAGGACGAACCGCCCCGGGAUCAGCAGCACCGACCGCGGCUUCCCCCGGGGGCGCUUCCGGGGGCGGGGGGGGGGAUACGGCUCCGCCCGCUCCCGCUUCUACAGCGGCUACACCCGGCCCCGGGCACGGGGCUACAGGGGCCGAUCCAGAGCCACCUCCUGGUAUUCCCCAUAUUAAAAACCCCCAAAAUUCCCUUUUUUCCCCCCAAAAAAAUUCCCGAUUUUGGGGUGGGGGGGAGGGGCCCGCCUGCCCCUCCCCCACCCCUG